Messenger RNA from Haliotis rufescens (red abalone), 798 nucleotides. RefSeq lists its product as uncharacterized. Bases 1 to 798 code for a protein of 265 amino acids. NCBI's taxonomy places the organism in Eukaryota, Metazoa, Mollusca, Gastropoda, Lepetellida, Haliotidae. The record is from RefSeq and is a predicted model, not a curated record. The transcript has a single exon.
AUGGGAUGUCUAGUGAGGAGGGAGGAGAUGUCAAGUCAGGAGGAGGGAGGUGUCAAGUCAGGAGGGAGGAGAUGUCAAGUCAGGAGGAGGGAGGUGUCAAGUCAGGAGGGAGGAGGUGUCAAGUCAGGAGGGAGGAGGUGUCAAGUCAGGAGGGAGGAGGUGUCAAGUCAGGAGGAGGGAGGUGUCAAGUCAGGAGGGAGGUGUCAAUUCAGGAGGGAGGUGUCAAGUCAAGAGGGAGGAGGUGUCAGAAUGAAGGAGGUGUCAAGUCAGGAGGAGGCAGGUGUCAAGUCAGGGGACAGGUGUCAAGUCAGGAGGAGAGAGGUGUCAAGUCAGGAGGGUGGAGGUGUCAGAAGGGAGGAGAUGUCAAGUCAGGAGGAGGGAGGUGUCAAGUCAGGAGGGAGGUGUCAAGUCAGGAGUGAGGAGGUGUCAAGUCAGGUGGGAGGUGUCAAGUCAGGAGGGAGGUGUCAAGUCAGGAGGAGGGAGGUGUCAAGUCAGGAGGGAGGAGGUGUCAAGUCAGGAGGAAGGAGGUGUCAAGUCAGGUGGUGGGUGUCAAGACAGGAGGAAGGAGGUGUCAAGUCAGGAGGGAGGUGUCCAGUCAGGGAGGAGGUGUCAAGUCAGGAGGGAGGAGGUGUCAAGUCAGGAGGGAGGCGUCAAGUCAGAAGGGAGGAGGUGUCAAGUCAGGAGGGAGGUGUCAAGUCAGGAGGGAGGAGGUGUCAAGUCAGGUGGGAGGUGUCAAGUCAGGAGGAGGGAGGUGUCAAGUCAGGAGGAGGGAGGAGGGAGGUAUCAAGUCAUGAGUAG